This is a messenger RNA of Aspergillus nidulans FGSC A4, 1638 nucleotides long. RefSeq names its product LysM peptidoglycan-binding domain-containing protein. Gene Ontology annotation, cellular component: extracellular region. The record is from RefSeq and is a predicted model, not a curated record. The transcript has 5 exons. Bases 1 to 1638 code for a protein of 545 amino acids. Lineage: Eukaryota; Fungi; Ascomycota; Eurotiomycetes; Eurotiales; Aspergillaceae. Gene Ontology annotation, molecular function: chitin binding.
AUGUUUGGGGGCAGAUACUCGGCUGUCCUCUUCCGGCUGCUUACUGUGUCAGCCUUAGUCUCAGUUGCUCUCGCCGCCGUCGCUGGGAAAGCCAAGUACAGGCGAGACGAAACGCCAAAUUUCCCUUACGACCCUGACACUACUUCCUACUGUACCUGGUGGUGGGAUAAUGACGGGUCUAUUCCGUGCAGCGAUAUGCCGACCGUUUGGGGCAUUACACUGGAGGAUUUUUUGAGAUGGAACCCCUCCAUCACCGCUUCCUGCGGCAAUUUCCUAGCGGAGCACUCCUACUGCGUCGAAGCAUUCGGUGAGCCCGAGCCCACCAGCACAACAGCUACAAUGACCACGACAGCCGGUCCACCGGGUGAGACCCAGCCCGGUCAGAUCGAGACAUGUAAUCGCUGGGAUCUCGUUGAGUCUGGCGACUCCUGCGAUACGUUUACGGCUAAGUAUCCCGGUGUGACGCUGGAAGAUCUCAUUGCCUGGAACUCGGAGAUUGGGGCGCAGUGCCAGUAUCUCUGGGUUGGGUAUUAUAUCUGCACGGGCGUAUCAGGCUUCACGCCAACGGUAACAACCACAACUGCCACAGCAACAUCCACGAACGGGGUAACAACACCAACACCCACGCAACCUGGCAUGGUCUCGAAUUGCGACGCCUUUCACCUCGUCGAAUCAGGCGAUAGCUGUGCAACAGUUGCCUCAAGCAACGGCAUUACCCAGGAGCAGUUCCUAGAAUGGAAUAAGGGCGUUGGAGCUGGCUGUUCCUCGCUGUGGCUUGGCUACUACGUCUGCGUUUCAACUCUAGAUGUUGACCCAACUUCGACAAUCACAACAGCGACAAGCACAUCUACGAAUGGAGUCACAACCCCCACGCCUAUUCGCCCGGGAAUGGUGGGCAACUGUGAUGCGUUCCAUAUGGUUGUAGACAGAGACGGGUGUACUGCUAUUGCACAGCAGUAUGGGAUCUCAAUGAGCCAACUGGUGAACUAUAACCCGGAGGUGAAAGCCGAUUGCAGCGGGUUAUGGCUGGGAUACUACGUUUGUGUUUCAAUAAUUGGCGUUGAGCCAACAACCACCAUUACCACAACCAGCACAGCAACGAACGGGAUCUCAACACCCACGCCUACUCGGCCGGGUAUGGUCUCUAACUGCGAUGCUUUUUACAACGUACAGACAGGCGACGAGUGCGCAGUUAUCGCUAGGAACCACGGCAUCUCCGUAAACCAGCUCUAUACGUGGAACACGCAAAUAGGAAGCGACUGCAGUGGACUCUGGGCUGGAUAUUACAUCUGCGUGAGUGUGAUCGGCGUCGAUCCGACGAGCACGACCACGAGCACAGGGAAUGGGAUUGCGACGCCGACUCCCACGCAGGCGGGGAUGGUGGGGAACUGCAUGGUGUUUCACUUGGUUGUUUCAGGGGAUAAUUGCGAGAGUAUUGCGCUGGAUGCAGGCAUUACGCUGGCGCGGUUCUAUAGUUGGAACCCUGGGGUGGGGAGUUCAUAUAAGCUGUUGUCGAAGGAUCAGGUUAUUUCUAGUCCUCCAUUGGAUGUUGGCUGGGAGGUCUUUGUGUGCAGGCAAGGCUUGGCUGUGGAUCUUGUUGACGCUGAUGUCCCGUCUAUCGUUAACACAGACCUAUAA